GAAGAACUUCAAUUUGGCGAAAUCCUCGGCCGCAACUGAUUGUGAAUGAUCAAUAUCGUUAACUAUUUGGCCAGCGACGCCAAUUGAGUUGUGGUUUGCCUCACAUUUGACUGCCCUACAUUAUUUGGAGACAAGGGCUUAAAACUUUGCUACACGACGACUUCAACGCCACAGCAUUGUCAUGGUGAACGUUUCAAAGACGGCCGCCGAUCAUGGCCGGCAUAUAUUUGUCUACAACAACCUCCGCACAAAUCAAGUCAUCUACUCCUUGACUCGAGCGAUACAGAACAAUGCUGCGCUCAGACAAAUACCAUUUGUUGGCAAGAAAACCGUACCGGCUGCCAUCAGAAAAGACACAUGGCAACCCAUGUCAAUUUUAUCAUUCCCAUCCAGCGAUCAGGGAUUAGUCGCGUACCAAAAACUUCGGGAAUUCCGCAAGCUGCACGAGCUGCAGUGGCCUGAGGACAAGAUGCGCAACCCGGACAAUCCCUCGCAGCUCAUGACGAAAAAGCAACGAGCCAAAGCGCUCAUGAACCAAAAGGCCAAUAGUAUCGCCGACAUGGCUGCCGUCUUGCAUUGGCAAGAGAAGAUUGCCACCAUCGCUCGAGAAGAAGAGGAAGUCGCGCAGGCGAAGCGUGCCGAAAAGGAGCAAGCCGCUGCUGCCCGGAAACAGGAGUCCUCGGCCGGCCAGGUUGUCGAUCAGAUCGAAAGUACAGAUGAAGCAACUCAAGCAGAGGAAGUUGUCAAGGCAGAGCGCGGCGAUGCGCAAUCUGGUCCGCCAGGAACCGCCGUUGAAGCUGGCCAGGCUGGCUCUGCAGCAGAGUCUCCUCGGCCGGUGCCUAAGCGUGGUGUUGGUAAACAGCUGCUGAAACAGGAGAAGCAGCGUCAGAUUGUCGCGCAGGGUGUGGACGGCGUUGCUAUUCAUUGGGCCAAUAUUCUGGAUGCCGAGUAUGCCCAGAGCUGGCCGCUUGCUGUCAUUCACGACAUUAUGCCCCGCAGCCGACACAUUGCUCCGGAUCCAAAGACUCUCCCCAGUCUCCGAGAGUUGCAGGAAUAGGGGCAUAGAAUCAAUCUUGUAGCAGUACGAUAAAAGGCGUUGGUGCUAUAUAUCUUCUGGUCUCAUUUUAUUCUCAUUUACUUUCGAGGAACAUAGAUUCUCACAUGGUAUUGUUAUCAAGGACGAGCGUUUUAGAACGUGUAUCAUAUCAAAUCAUAUCAAGCGCAUUCAGAUCAUCUAC
Messenger RNA from Xylona heveae TC161, 1238 nucleotides. RefSeq lists its product as hypothetical. Gene Ontology annotation, biological process: DNA recombination; positive regulation of mitochondrial DNA replication. Gene Ontology annotation, molecular function: DNA strand exchange activity; single-stranded DNA binding; structural constituent of ribosome. NCBI's taxonomy places the organism in Eukaryota, Fungi, Ascomycota, Xylonomycetes, Xylonales, Xylonaceae. The transcript is spliced from 2 exons. Gene Ontology annotation, cellular component: nucleus; mitochondrial large ribosomal subunit. The record is from RefSeq and is a predicted model, not a curated record. The coding region runs from base 182 to 1057 and encodes 291 amino acids.